AUGUCUUCGAAUAAAAAGAAUAAAAGUCGGAGCAAAACAGUCCGUGAACGAGAGCAAAGCCAAAAGACUGCUGGACUUGACGAGCCGACAACUGCUGAUAGAAAACGCGAACGGAAGCAGAUUGUUAAAUUUGUGGCAAGAACUCUGGAAAAGGGACCAUCAGGACUACGUUCCGAGUUUGCUGGAAUGAAAAGAUUCAAUGAUUUCUCGAAGAUGAAAGCAUUCAAAGAAAACCAGAAGCAUGGAAAGAAUCGAUACAAAGAUGUUGGAUGUUUAGACAACAAUCGAGUGAAGUUAGGUGGUUCCUGGCCUCAUGAAUACAUUCAUGCCAACUACGUGGCAACUCCAACCAAUCCAAAACGUUUCAUUUGUACUCAAGCGCCAUUGGAGAAGACUUGUGCUGACUUUUGGUACAUGUGCUUGCAGGAUCGUGUUGAAACAAUUUUCAUGCUCUGCAACUACACUGAGAAGGGAGCAAAAAAGUGUUUUGAAUACUUGCCGACUGAAGAAAAGCCGGAUACAAUGACGUUCAAGGAGAAGAGUCAGAAAGUAACAGUGAAGUUCGAGUCAUCCAGUUCGAUCAAAUUCCGAGACAGUAGCAACGCAAAAGUCACAAAAACGAUUCUAACAAUCGAAGGAGCCGGAUGCGAGAAGUUGAAAAUAACUCAUUAUCACUGGAUUGAUUGGCCUGAUCGUGGUGUUCCAACUGCAGAUAACGCAAUUCUGGAACUUUUAGAGAAGGCGAGAGUAUCCAAGGGUCCGAUUGUUGUCCAUUGCUCAGCUGGAAUCGGACGUACUGGAUCCGUGGUGAUGAUUGAAUAUGUGAUGGAUCAAUUGUUGAAUGGGCAGAAUAUUGAAGAAAGUGAUAAGAUACUGCAGAAGAUUCGUGAACAGCGCAAUAACUCUGUCCAGACUGAUCAUCAGUAUUUGUUCGUCCACCAAGUUAUGCUCAACUUUUUCGAGAAACGCGGAUUGCUCGAUGAGAACACAAUGACAUUCCAUAAAGAAUUCACUGAGCAAUACAGUAAAUGUGUCCUCUGA
Caenorhabditis briggsae is the source of this 1041-nucleotide messenger RNA. Gene Ontology annotation, molecular function: protein tyrosine phosphatase activity. The coding region runs from base 1 to 1041 and encodes 346 amino acids. The record is from RefSeq and is a predicted model, not a curated record. Gene Ontology annotation, biological process: protein dephosphorylation. NCBI's taxonomy places the organism in Eukaryota, Metazoa, Nematoda, Chromadorea, Rhabditida, Rhabditidae. The transcript has 6 exons.